Mauremys reevesii (Reeves's turtle) is the source of this 3268-nucleotide messenger RNA. It is a transcript of the gene GABRA6, whose product is annotated as gamma-aminobutyric acid type A receptor subunit alpha6. Gene Ontology annotation, molecular function: inhibitory extracellular ligand-gated monoatomic ion channel activity; GABA-gated chloride ion channel activity; transmitter-gated monoatomic ion channel activity involved in regulation of postsynaptic membrane potential. Gene Ontology annotation, biological process: chloride transport; gamma-aminobutyric acid signaling pathway; signal transduction. Gene Ontology annotation, cellular component: neuron projection; dendrite membrane; postsynapse. Lineage: Eukaryota; Metazoa; Chordata; Testudines; Geoemydidae. The record is from RefSeq and is a predicted model, not a curated record. The transcript is spliced from 8 exons. The coding region runs from base 546 to 1718 and encodes 390 amino acids.
CGCCGCACAAACCGUGGGAUCUUUCCAGCAUGGGAGCUUCGCUUGUCCCUGGCCCUGGUCUUGUUUUCCAGGAUUCAUUACGGUGGCAUCUGAGUGGACUGUCAUUAGAGCAGAUUACGAGGGUUUAAUCUUCUUGACAAUCCCUGUCUCUGAGGGACCAAGCAGAGAGCAUUUACAGAGAGCGAGUUCCACAAUGGUGUCAACCUAACGGGCCAGGCAAUUUCGGCAGCAUUUGCAAGGAACAUUUGAAAGGAAUGGGAUGCAAAUAAGUUUGUUUCCCAAGCUAAGGCAACGAGAGCGACUGUUGUUUUGCUGAGUGUUGAAUGAAAGGAAGGCUUGGUUAAAGAUGCAUAAGCACCAUUAAGAAGGUUUUAGGCAUGUGUGCUACAAUGCAGAGCUUUAUAGCAGGGCUGCAUAUUAGGAAACAGACCAAUAGUAAAAUAAAGACAUGAGUAAUUCGGGAAUACUGAUGAGCUCCACCCUUUCCUUUUCUCAGUAAAGCAGUCGAAGCUAUAAGGUGUGGUACCCGAAUACAGGAAUACACAAUGGAUGUUUUCUUUCGGCAGACUUGGACUGAUGAGAGGUUGAAGUUUAGUGGGCCAACUCAAAUUCUUAGAUUGAACAAUUUAAUGGUCAGUAAGAUCUGGACACCAGACACCUUUUUUAGAAAUGGAAAAAAGUCAAUUGCUCAUAAUAUGACAACUCCUAACAAACUUUUCAGAAUUAUGCAGAAUGGAACUAUUCUCUAUACGAUGAGACUGACCAUUAAUGCUGAUUGUCCCAUGCGGCUGGUAAACUUCCCUAUGGAUGGGCAUGCUUGUCCAUUGAAGUUUGGGAGCUAUGCCUAUCCAAAAAGUGAAAUCAUUUACACAUGGAAAAAGGGACCUCUGUAUUCAGUAGAAGUACCACAAGAAUCUUCCAGUCUCCUCCAGUAUGAUCUUAUAGGACAAACAGUGUCUAGUGAAACAAUUAAAUCUAACACAGGUGAAUAUUCACUUCAGCUGCUCUAUUUUCAUCUGCAAAGGAAAAUAGGCUACUAUCUCAUUCAGACAUAUAUUCCAUGCACCAUGACUGUAGUCCUGUCUCAGGUUGUGUUUUGGAUCAACAAAGAAUCUGUUCCAGCAAGAACUGUGGCUGGGAUUACUACAGUUCUAACAAUGACCACUUUAAGCAUCAGUGCGCGCCACUCUUUGCCCAAGGUGUCUUAUGCUACUGCCAUGGAUUGGUUCAUAGCUGUGUGCUUUGCCUUUGUCUUCUCUGCACUUAUCGAGUUUGCAGCUGUCAACUACUUUACCAAUCUUCAGACUCAGAGAGCAAUGAGGAAGGCAGCCCGGGCAGCAGCACUAGCAGCAGCACUAGCAGCAGCAACUGUACCAGCAGAGGACGAGAUUGUCUCGCAUUCUGAUUCCAAUUGUAACCUGAAGAAGCGAGUGAACUCCACAACCUCUCAGACGGACCAGUCCCCUGAAGCCAGCAUAAUGUCCAAUAGUGCAUCUCAAGGUCAACCAACAUCUAUUCCCCUGCCAGCCCCACCACUGCCACCACCACCACCAGCAAUCGGAGGCACUAGUAAAAUAGACCAGUAUUCCCGGAUCCUCUUUCCAGUGGCAUUUGCAGGAUUCAACCUGGUAUAUUGGGUUGUUUACCUUUCAAAAGACACUAUGGAAUUUUUUGAACCCACUGCAAUGCAUCUUCGGAAUGACUAUCAGCCCAACUGACGUACACAACACAGGUUUGACAAAUCACUGACCGUCUUGUGGAGCUCAGUCACUUCAAAAGAUGAGUGUCUGUCUCUGCCUGCCCCGAAUGUAAAAUAUAGUGUAUUUAUGUGGGAUACCAUCUGGAAAUUUAGACUCUUGGCCGCUUUAAGGGACAGACUCUGUGCAAAGUUCAAAGGUGUUGAUUCAGAGAGCAAGCUCGAGUUCUUAUUUUGUUAAAUGGUUUAGGACUGAGAAUUAUACUUGUUCUAAUUCUAUUAUGAAUGUUUGAAGGUAAAUCUUGAAUCAAAAUUGAGAUUCCUUGUAACAUCUCCCUUAAGUACUUUUAAGGGUACUAAUGAAAACCUGAUUCUGAGCUAGCUCCAUUGCAGUCAAAAGGGCUGUUGUCAAUUUACACCUAAUAUCUGUUGAGUUGUCCUGUCAAAGAGGGUUGAACCCUAUCAAUUUUUCAUGAUGAAUGCUGUACAUUUGUUUGUAUCCUUGUUUUUAGCAUCUUGUUUAAAUGUAAAAUUUAAAUGAAGAUUCAUACACUAUUAUAAAAAAAUCCAAAAAAUAAUAUGCCAAAGGGAAUGGAACAGGACAUGUAAAUAACUGUUUAUUAAUCUGAGCUGGUAAAUUAAGAUAUUGCACUUUAUCUUGCCUAUACACAGAUAAAGUACUACCAGCAAGUUUGGUGUCACUUUCAUCACCAUUAGAUUUGAAGGUAUUUACAAUUUGAUUCACACUCUUGUAACAAAGAAAGGUCUAGUCUUUGUUGUAGUAUUUAUGUUACAUAUUUCUUUGCUUUCUGACAUUUUAUUAUAUACCCACCCUUCAUCUCCAUUACCCUUGUUUACGAAUGUAAUUGGAGAGAACUUACCCAAUGAAAUAAAACCUGAGCCUUCUUUCUAGCAAGCCCGGUGAAUAUUGGUAGGCAUUGAGAAUAACAUGCAGUAGAAAUAAACUAAGAACUCCUACAUUUAUAUUAAAUUGUUGUUAAGAUAAAUGGAAUUAAAAAUUAGUGGGAUGAUUAGGUGCUGCAAUGGUUCAUACAUCUAAGCAUUGCAAAGGAUUUCUUGUUUCAUCUAAACCAAACCUCUUUAUCACUCUGAGUUAAUAUUCAGGGACUAGAUUCCCAGCUCUUGUAAGUUCUCAGUGCUUCACUGACUUCACUUGAGCUAUGCCAAUUUACACCAUCUUAGGAUCUGGCUUUAGUUGUCUACUUUCCCCCUAUUUUAAUAUGUAUGUAGCUUCUCUUGGUCUGGCAACCAGAAAGAACACACUAGGUCAGAUCCUUAGUUCAAUUUCAGCCUCCCUGCUCUCCACCUGUGUGUACUUUACGUGGGUGGAGUAAAUUUCAUGCUUCAGUACACUUGGGCUAAUAUAGUAAUUGCAGCCUACACACAGAGAUGUCAUUAUAUGCAGUUUAUUUUUUUCCAGAGGAAACAGACUGGCAUGUUUGAAUGUACUUGUAAGUGUACUGAAUUAUUUCCCAUUUGCUCUGAAACCAGAAUUGUGAAAGCUUUCCCCAUUCUUAGUUUCUGUACAAUAUCUUUAUUAAACAUGGAACC